CCAGGCUAUCUAGCUCCAGGCAGGACACAAAGCACGCACUCUGCUCUCCCUGCAUAUCUUGCUAGCAGCUCACAGAGUCAGACGACGAUCGAGCACCAUGGCUGCAAGAUGCAGCGGCGGCGGCAUCGCUCCCGUACUGUUGCUCCUGGCGCUGGCCGGCACCUCGUCAGCGCAGCUGUCCACCGGCUUCUACUCCAGCUCCUGCCCCGGCGUGUCCAGCGCCGUCAAGUCCGUGGUGCAGUCCGCCAUCGACAAGGAGAAGCGCAUGGGCGCCUCCAUCGUUCGCCUCUUCUUCCACGACUGCUUCGUCCAAGGUUGCGACGCGUCGCUGCUGCUGGAUGACACGCCCAGCUUCCAGGGUGAGAAGAUGGCGACGCCAAACAACGGCUCCGUGAGAGGCUUCGAGGUCAUCGAUGCCAUCAAGUCCGCCGUCGAGAAGGUCUGCCCCGGCGUCGUCUCCUGCGCCGACAUCCUCGCCAUCGCGGCGAGGGACAGCGUCGUCAUCCUUGGCGGGCCGAACUGGAACGUCAAGGUUGGGAGGAGGGACUCGACGACGGCAAGCUUCAGUGGAGCCAACAACAACAUCCCACCGCCGACGUCGGGCCUCGCCAACCUGACAUCCCUCUUCGCCGCGCAGGGACUCUCCCAAAAGGACAUGGUCGCGCUCUCUGGUGCUCACACCAUAGGCCUAGCACGCUGCACCAACUUCAGAGCCCACGUAUACAAUGAAACCAACAUCGAUGGCGCCUUUGCAAGGACUAGGCAAUCAGGCUGCCCUAGCACCUCAGGUACAGGUGACAACAACUUGGCACCUCUGGACCUUCAAACCCCGACCGUCUUUGAGAACAACUACUACCGGAACCUUGUUAGCAAGAAGGGACUUCUGCACUCUGAUCAGGAGCUCUUCAACGGUGGAGCCACCGACGCGCAGGUCCAAUCGUAUGUUAGUAGCCAAAGCGCAUUCUUCGCCGAUUUUGUGACAGGCAUGAUCAAGAUGGGUGACAUUACACCUUUGACGGGCUCCAACGGGGAGAUUAGGAAGAACUGCAGGAGGAUGAAUUAAUGAACCAAGAUGGAAUGCGCUUUGUCUUUGAGGCUUUUUUUCUACGUUCAACAACUUUAAUUUUUGUAGCCUUUCUAAAUUUUUGUUUCAACAAUUAAUUGUGAAAUCACUGUGUUGUGCCGAUGUGUUCACAUGCAUGUUGGUUCAUUUAAAUAAUGAUGAAUGUAUCACUUGUUGUCUACA
Messenger RNA from Setaria italica (foxtail millet), 1246 nucleotides. Its product is annotated as peroxidase 4. The coding region runs from base 98 to 1063 and encodes 321 amino acids. Gene Ontology annotation, molecular function: heme binding; peroxidase activity. Gene Ontology annotation, biological process: hydrogen peroxide catabolic process; response to oxidative stress. Lineage: Eukaryota; Viridiplantae; Streptophyta; Magnoliopsida; Poales; Poaceae. The record is from RefSeq and is a predicted model, not a curated record. The transcript is spliced from 4 exons.